CAGAGCAAGGGAUAGGUACAUGUGUGGGCGUCUGUCACAAUGAACAUCGCCUUGGUGUCUGUCCUGCUGUUGGUGGCUGUUGCAGCUAGCCACGUCUCUGCUGCGGACAGGUGUUCCUACCUACAGUACUACCUGGAGGUGUACAAGACUCGAUGUGGCUGGCGCGGCUGGGGCAGGUGUUGGAGAUACAGAUACAAGACGGAGAUACGCUACAAAGACUGCACACAUGGACAGUGGUCACCCUGGUCUGCCAUAAGUGAGACCCAGUGCUCGGAGACGUGUGGAGGGGGUGAGAAGGAGAUUACCAUGGACCGCACCUGCACCGCACCUGCCCCAAGCAAUGGGGGACACAAGUGUGCCGGGGGCUGCCGUAAAGUAGACGUCGUCGCAUGUAACGAGCAGCCUUGCCCUAUUGACGGUGGGUGGUCCGAGUGGGGAGCCUGGAAGGGUGGAGACUGUUCGGCCUUGUGUGGAGGGGGGACCAUCAACCAGCACCGGAAGAGGUCCUGCAACAAACCAGUGCCUCAGUUUGGUGGCGCCGACUGCUCUGGUGUCGACAAGGAGAACGGAACGAAUACUUGUAACACAGACGCAUGCGGCGAUCGAUGUCCCGCUGGUGAAAUAAAGUACCACCCUCACGCUACCGACGGUACACGCUUCUACCAAUGCGCUCACGGAGUUGCCGUUCGUAGGUCAUGCGGGCCUGGCACCAUUUACGACGCCAGCAUCAACGUCUGCAGCUUCACCGCGACUCAGGCGCCCGUCCCUCCUGUCAACAGCUGUGACCCCUCCCUGGGGAUGUUUCAGCGCCACCCCCGGGACUGCUCCCGCUUCCUGAUUUGUGUGGAGGGAGGCCGCGUGUAUGAGCAGAAUUGUCCAUCUGACAUGAAGUGGAACAACGACAUCCAAACCUGCGACUACGCUCACAACGUCGACUGCUAGGAUGAUCGUCACACGACCCCAUGCACCCACGACUCAACCGUCAAACCGAUUUCGUUCGAGAAUCUUUCAUGCAAAGAACUAAUCGCUUUUGUUCAAUAUAGUCAUAAAUAAAUAUUCAAAAUAAUAUAAAUUGUUAUUCGGGAGUGUGGUUCUUCUAUAUCUGAUAUCAAUAAAGCACUAACAAAA
Messenger RNA from Haliotis rufescens (red abalone), 1128 nucleotides. Its product is annotated as hemicentin-1-like. Bases 40 to 942 code for a protein of 300 amino acids. Gene Ontology annotation, cellular component: extracellular region. The record is from RefSeq and is a predicted model, not a curated record. The transcript has 6 exons. Lineage: Eukaryota; Metazoa; Mollusca; Gastropoda; Lepetellida; Haliotidae. Gene Ontology annotation, molecular function: chitin binding.